Ochotona curzoniae (black-lipped pika) is the source of this 4723-nucleotide messenger RNA. RefSeq names its product testis expressed 14, intercellular bridge forming factor (gene TEX14). Gene Ontology annotation, cellular component: midbody; intercellular bridge; kinetochore. Gene Ontology annotation, molecular function: protein binding; ATP binding; protein kinase activity. The coding region runs from base 1 to 4422 and encodes 1473 amino acids. Gene Ontology annotation, biological process: protein phosphorylation; mitotic spindle assembly checkpoint signaling; attachment of spindle microtubules to kinetochore. The record is from RefSeq and is a predicted model, not a curated record. Lineage: Eukaryota; Metazoa; Chordata; Mammalia; Lagomorpha; Ochotonidae. The transcript has 33 exons.
AUGUCACGGGCGGUUCAUCUUCCAGUCCCCUGUCCUGUUCAGCUUGGUAGCUUGAGGAACGACUCCUUGGAAGCUCAGCUUCAUGAGUAUGUGAAACAAGGGAAUUACGUGAAAGUCAAGAAGAUCCUCAAGAAAGGAGUGUAUGUUGAUGCAGUUAAUUCCCUGGGUCAAACUGCACUUUUUGUUGCUGCAUUAUUAGGACUGACAAAAUUGGUUGAUGUUCUGGUGGCUCAUGGAUCAGAUCCAAACCAUCGCUGCUUUGAUGGGAGCACCCCUGUCCACGCAGCAGCAUUCUCUGGAAAUCAGUGGAUCCUCAGCAAAUUGCUGGAUGCAGGUGGUGACCUGCGGCUCCAUGACGAGAAGGGGCAAAACCCGCAGACCUGGGCCUUGGCGGCAGGGAAGGAACGCAGCACCCCGAUGGUGGAGUUCAUGCAGCGCUGUGCCUCACACAUGCAGGCCAUCAUCCAGGGCUUCUCUUAUGACCUCCUGAAGAAGGUGGACUCCCCGCAGCGACUCGUCUGCAGCCCACCCUGGUUUGGGGGACUUAUGCAGGGAAACUCGAAUGGCUCUCCUACCCGAUUGCUUAAAGCUGGGGUCAUUUCAGCUCAAAAUAUCUACAGCUUUGGCUUUGGGAAGUUUUAUCUCACAGGGGGGACACAGCUUGCCUAUCUAGGCUCUCUUCCCAUAAUUGGAGAAAAGGAAGUGAUUCAGGCUGAUGAUGAGCCCACUUUCUCCUUCUUCAGUGGCCCCCACAUGGUCAUGACCAACUUGGUGUGGAAUGGGAGCAGGGUCACAGUGAAGGAGCUGAAUCUUCAAGCCACCCAACAGCGCAGCAGCAGGUUGCGACUGGCAGACUUGCUAAUUGCUGAGCAGGAGCACAGCAGCAAACUGCGGCACCCCCACCUGCUACAGCUGAUGGCUGUGUGUCUGUCCCAGGACCUGGAGAAGACCCGCCUUGUGUACGAGCGCAUCACCAUCGGCACGCUCUUCAGUGUCCUCCACGAGCGACGGUCCCAGUUCCCGGUGCUGCACAUGGAGGUGAUUGUGCACUUACUGCUCCAGAUCUCGGAUGCCCUGAGAUACCUGCACUCCCGCGGCUUCAUCCACCGCUCCCUCAGCUCCUACGCUGUCCACAUUGUCUCCCCGGGGGAAGCGAGGCUCACUAACCUGGAGUAUAUGCUGGAAAGCCAGGAUGGAGGUGUACAAAGGGACCUGACUCGAGUGCCUCUCCCCAGCCAGUUGUACAACUGGGCUGCACCGGAAGUGAUCUUGCUGAAGGCAGCCACAGUGAAGUCUGACAUCUACAGCUUCUCUAUGAUCGUGCAGGAGAUGUUAACAGACAACAUACCCUGGAAUGGUAUAGAUGGUUCAGUUAUUAAAGAAGCCAUAGUCUUAGGAAAUUAUUUAGAAGCGGAUGUCAGACUUCCAAAACCUUACUAUGAUAUUGUUAAGUCAGGCAUCCAGAUCAAGCAGAAAGACCGAACUAUGAACCUUCAAGAUAUCCGGUAUAUUCUGAAGAAUGACUUACAGGAAUUUAUUGCUGUCCAGAGAACUCAGCCACCCGAGAGCCCCAGGGUGCAGAGAUGUGAACCUCAUCCUGACAGCAGCUUCUAUUUAGGACUGACUUCAGAGCAGCCAAAGGAAACCCUCAACUUGGAAAUCAAAGAAAUAAAGGAAAUGGGCGGUCAGCCUCAUUCACCAAGGAGUCACUCUUCUCCCACUGAGCAAGCCACUCCAGAUCCUUUGACCCCGGAUCCAAGUCUGACAGCCCAGGAAACUCCGCAUCAGCCUAGCCCUCCCCCUGCCUCCUCGGUGGCUGAGGAGGCCCAGAGCCACAGCCCCAGUCGGCCAAGCCUCUGUAGCUUCGAAAUGAACGAAUUCUACUCAGGCAGCUUGGACCUGGGAGAUGACCAAGAAGAUACAGGAGCCACUUCGUCUCCGGACAGGGAGAGACCAAACCAGGCAGAUGAGCUACAGUCCAUGGAGGAAGAGCUAGACAAGAUGGAGAGCGAGGCAUGCAGCUUCUGUUCCAAGAGCUCUUCGGAAACUGACUCUGAGCUCUCCUCUGGGGACUGGGACUGGCAAAAUGAUUCUCUUAGUUCACUCAGCCUCCCUGAGCCAACCAGAGAGGCCCAAGGCACUGUGAGCAACAGGUCCAUGACCGAAGAGUAUAUCAGUAAGUGUGUGCUGAAUCUAAAGAUUUCUCAGACGUUGAUGCACCAGAAUGCGGAGAUGCUGAGGAGUGUUGAGCAGAAAAUAGUUGAGGUGGAGAUGGCGCAUAGGGAGCUGGAGGAGCGCAGACUGCUGUCGGAGGCCUCGCGGAAGCUGUCCAAUGUCCUCAGUUUACCCAAAGCCGUGGGCCCUCCAUCUCUGAUUUACAUCCCUCCCAUCAUGCAGCUGCCUGGGAGCCAGCAGACAGACACCAGGGGCAACUGCCCAAGCCUGGCAAGGUCUCUCAGAACCCUCCCCGCUCUUGGUAGUCCUGGGAAGGAUAACACGGGUGAGCAAUUUGAGCAUGCUCAAGAAGCCAGGGUCAAUCUGGGAAGAAGCCAGGACCAGAACACUAGUAGCCAAGGAGGGAUGAAACAGUCCAAUACCCAUGCCAAAGUCACACCACUAAAUAGCAUACCCUUGAUCUUGUCGAGCCUCCCGCAGGGACCUCCGUGUCAGGACUCUGCCAGGGUUACUGUAGAGGCUGUGCCUUCUGAAAUCUCUACUGCAAAGUCAAGAAAUAAAGAAGAUGAUGGAAGGGUACACUUAAGAUGGAAAAUGGAAGUGGAAGCAAUAGCAGAGAAAGCAGCUACCGGGCAGCUCACAGUACCUCCUUGGCAUCCUCAGAGUUUGACCUUGGAGUGUGGGGCAGAAAGCAAGGCUGACCCGCUGCUGCAGCCUCCCACGAGGGGCCCUGAGAACAGGAAUUUGCAGCGAGUUGUAGACUACCACAGGGAACCUGAUGAACCAGGAGGAACUGGCAAGUUCAACAGAUUGAUCAACAGUGGCUGCGACCAGCAUGGCAGACAGACCGGGCCUUGCAGCUUCACCAGUAUCAGACACGUGUCCCCUGGAGAAAAUGAACAGCGAGAGCAUAGCGAAGCCUUGAAAGCAAGUUCAGAGGCAUCUGCAGUCAUUGAGAAAUCUUUCAGUGAUCAGUCCGUGCAUUCAACUUGUUCACCAGAGACUUCUGAGGAUUUAACAGAUGAAUUUUUAACUCCAGACCAUGAGUACUUUUACUCCUCAGCUGCUCGAGAAAACUUAGAUCUAGAGACCUCAAGUCCCAUAGAAGACUUGGAAGUUCAGGGUGCACUUGCUCAAUCUCAAAUCUCUGAUGAGGAAAAGUUCCACUUUGAAAAGAAUGCUGAGAUUCUGAUCAAGUCUCCCUUCCAGCUUAAACAAAGCACUGGAGGCGAACAAGAGGAAACUUUAAAGGAGCCACCAAAGGAACUGAGAGAGAAAGACAUCUCACUGACAGACAUCCAGGACCUGUCUAGUAUCACCUGUGAACAAGAUGGCUCUGUUAAGGAAGUUUUGUGCAGAACCCCCAGAAUCAGCCAUGCACCCACCAGUGUCAGCACUCCACUCAGCCCAGGGUCAGCUUCUUCAGCUGCCAGUCGGUAUAAAAACUGCCUUGAAGAUAUCACAUUUCAGGUUAAAACAGUGUCUAGCUGUUGCCGGAACAAUCAAGAAUCGGUUCAAACUUCGUCUGAUAAAUCUGCAACUGUCCGAGAGAGAGCCAAGAGUCUAGAAUCUCUCUUUCCUUCCUGUGAGACAUCCCCUUCCAGACUGGCUGCUCUGAAAAGAUCAUUUACAUAUAAUAGAACUAGCUCAUCCAGCAUUGCUAAGGCAUCUGGAACAUCACCUCAAGCCGUUCAGAGAAGGAGCCUGCCUAAAGUAGAAGCCAUUUCCCAGCAUCACAUUGAUGAAUUACCACCACCAGCUCAGGAAUUUCUUGAUGAAAUUGAGCUCUUGAAGCAACAGCAGGCCUCAUCCACAGGACUGCACACAGCACAUGAUCCAGUCAUCACUGCAAAUGAUCAAAAACAUUUAGAAGAGCAAGAAACUGAUAGUAAAAAAGAAGAUAGCAGUAUGCACUGGACCAAAGAAUCUCAGGAUCUAGGGGAGGACACAGAGAGAGCUCACUCCAGUCUUGAUGAGGACCUGGAAAGAUGGCUACAGCCACCCGAGGAGCGCAUGGAGCUGCAGGCCCUCCCCAAGGGCUCUACAAGGGAGACGAAUACCAAGGAUCAGGAAGUUGAUGGAAAGAAGAGAAAAGGAGACGAAAACAUCAAGUCAGAGAGAAGGAACUCAGAGAGCUUUCUGGGGACUUCUGAGGAAGAUGAACGAAAACCCUGUUUUUGGAAGCGACUGGGUUGGUCCGAGCCAUCCAGGAUCAUCGUUUUGGAUCAGAGUGACUUGUCAGACUGACUUGGGCUGCAGGUAGACUGCCAGCCUGCUGGAGGGGAACCCUUGUGAGCGCCUUCCUUCUUGUGUCUGCUUCAGUUGCCAUCAGGGCAGUGAGUUUGAGUCUGUAAUUCACACUUCGUUUAGCUGCCACAGUAGACAUAGUGGUUUCGCCCUGUUGACAGCACAUUUAAUUAUUUUUGUUUUAGUCAAAUUUCUGAAAAGCGAGAGAUAGUUUUGAUUGUAAAAAAUUUCUCAUGUAUCCAGAAUGGCUUUUGGUUUUGUUGAUGUAAACUGAAAACUUUAGUAAUAAUAAAGAUGUGUG